Molecule: messenger RNA, 2003 nt
Organism: Pezoporus occidentalis (night parrot)
Lineage: Eukaryota; Metazoa; Chordata; Aves; Psittaciformes; Psittacidae
Gene: B3GNT4
Product: UDP-GlcNAc:betaGal beta-1,3-N-acetylglucosaminyltransferase 4
Exons: 2
Coding region: 105-1241 (378 amino acids)
Cellular component (GO): Golgi membrane
Molecular function (GO): N-acetyllactosaminide beta-1,3-N-acetylglucosaminyltransferase activity
Source: RefSeq, a predicted model, not a curated record
GUGCCACUGACGGUUCAGUUCCAGAUGCAGCUGCUUCGGUGGCCCCUGGCAGCCAGUGCUCAGAACCAGGAGAGCGUGGCCACAGCAGUGGGGAGCACUCAGUGAUGUGUCAGCAGCGGAAGAGGGCUGCGUUCUGCACCAUGGGCACCAGGAUGAAGUCCCUCGUGCUCUACACCUUCUCAAUCACGCUGCUGGUGUGUUUUCUCUGCUUGAAGAAGGAGGCAAAGCUGUCAGCGUCGUCAGAGGACCAGAAAGUGGAUGUAGCAAGUCACAAACCCAAGUCUGUGCUUCUGGACAAUGGCUGUUUGCCAAACCUGACUCUUGACAAUUCUUCUCUCGCCCUCCCGGAGUCUCACCGCGUCUUCUUAACAUACAAGCACUGUCGGAACUUCUCGGUCCUGCGAAAGCCUUCCAGGUGUAGCAAAGAGGUGUUCCUCUUGCUGGCCAUCAAGUCUUCCCCGAUCAACGUGGACCGGCGGGUGGCAAUCAGGAACACAUGGGGAAGGAAGAUCUCCAUUGGUGGCAAGCAUGUCAGGCUGGUAUUCCUUCUAGGGCACUCGGAGCCCAAAAGCCAGGUACAAAAGCCCCUGCACCAGCUGCUGGCUUAUGAGAGCCAGGAGUUUGAUGACAUCUUGCAGUGGGAUUUUAUUGACAGCUUCUACAACUUGACCCUUAAGGAGCUGCAUUUCCUCCGGUGGUUUGUGGAGGACUGCCUGCAUGCCAGGUUUGUGCUGAAGGGUGAUGAUGAUGUCUUUGUCAACACUUACAACAUUGUUGAGUUCCUGCAUGAAUUAGACCCUGAACAGGAUCUCUUUGUUGGGGAUGUGAUUGCCAACGCCCGUCCCAUCAGGAACAGCAAGGUCAAAUACUUUAUUCCAGCAUCCAUGUAUGCAGCCACCUUUUAUCCUCUCUAUGCGGGUGGAGGAGGCUAUGUCAUGUCUAGGGAGACAGUGCGCCGCCUCCAGAGCACGGCAGAGGACACAGAGCUCUUCCCAAUAGAUGAUGUGUUUGUGGGAAUGUGCCUGGCAAAGAUGGCAGUGACCCCAAAGAACCACGCUGGCUUUAAGACUUUUGGGAUCCGGAGACCUUUCAGUCCUUUUGAUCCAUGCUUUUACAAAGGACUGAUGGUUGUGCACAGACUAAACCCAACUGACAUGUGGAUCAUGUGGACACUGGUAAAGGACAAGAGUAUCAGGUGUGCGGUGUCCUUAACACGGAACUAUGGAAGGGUUUGGAAAUGAAGCUACUGAUGAGCACAGCAGGAUUGUGACUGGUGACAGAUAACAGGGUACUUAAACUCAAAAUCAGGUUGUGGUAGAGACGUGUCCUUGACUAACAGACUGUACUUGAGCCAUGGGGUUUGUCUGCAGGAAGUCUUCUGUCGGUGGGUUACAGGAGCAGUUGAAUUGUCACAUGGUGGGGAUGGGGCCAGUAGCUUGCUGGGACAUGGAGCAGGGGCUCAGCUUGGUUUCUCCCAGCCAGACUGGAGCUGGGGAAAGUCACAACUGCCACAGGGAUGUGAGUGAGUGGCCACCUGCUAUGGAGGCUCCCCAAUACCUGUGGCUGGCCACCGAUCAGCUUCCUGUCGGGAAGUUCGUGGUGACUAAUGAGUGACACAGCACUUGAAAUGACUUGAAGGAGUGGAGGAAAGGUCAGUGUGUGCUGCUAGGUCUGCUGCUGCCCCAGGCCAGCAAUCCCAAAGGUCCUAUGGGACAGAAGGAGGGAGUGGAGUGAGGGAGAAAACACAUUAAGGAUGGAUUCCACAGCAGGGUGAUCCAAGGCAUUGACUGGGCUCCCACUCAAGCCCUUUGGAUUUUACAGAAGUUAAUUUUUCCUUGCACUGGAAGCUUUUGCACAAACACUUUCUGAUUGGGUUUGAGAGGAGUAGUAUGUCUUGAAUAAUCACAGUGGUAGGUGGAGUGGCUGUAGCUUUCCAUGUGGUGUGGGAGGUGUAUUUUGUUGUUGUAAUGUUGGGUAUAAAUAAAAGACAGCUUUGAAAAGUG